Cornus florida is the source of this 258-nucleotide messenger RNA. RefSeq lists its product as uncharacterized. The coding region runs from base 1 to 258 and encodes 85 amino acids. The record is from RefSeq and is a predicted model, not a curated record. The transcript has 2 exons. Lineage: Eukaryota; Viridiplantae; Streptophyta; Magnoliopsida; Cornales; Cornaceae.
AUGGAAGUCAGUGGCGGUGAUGGUGGCGAAGGAGGUGGCGAUAACGGUGGCAACAGUGAUAGAGGUAGUGGCGGCGGUGGAAUGGUAGAAGUUGGUGGUGGUGGCAGCGACGGUAAAGGUGGCGGUGUGGUGGUUGAAGGAAGCAACAAUGGUGGCAGUGGCAGUGGCAGUGCCGAUGGUAAAAGGCGGUGGUGGUUGUGGUGGAAGUUGGCGACGGUGGUGGUGGAAAGCGGCGGUGGUAGUGUUUUUGGACUUUGA